AUGCCUUUUCCGCCCCUCAGCCUCCACCAGCGGAUCUCCUCUCCUGGCAGGGAUCUAUUCGGGAAAAAGAAAUCCACCGGAGUGCCUGCUCACACUGAGCUCACCAGCAAAUCCGGUGGAGAGAAAGCGGGGUCGGAUAGGGAGAAGCAAUCCUCUCCUUGGACAACCGCGAAUUUACGGAAUUUGGGCCGUAAAGCCCAUCGAGAGAAGAGCAAAAGCCCUACUCAGAAGUCAAGUGGCGGUCAGGAGACCCAGGGAAAAAGCUCCUGGCUGUCGGUGCCCAAACCUCAGGACUCUGAAGGAGUCAGGCGCUCCAGCUCCAUGGACUCCGCCAGACACCUCCACGGAAAAGAUGAAGGGAAGAAGGAGAUCCAGUUUACCCUCAGUCUAACCCCUGAAGCCAUUCUUGUCAUCCAGAAACGAAAUCUAGAAAAGCAAAUGAUGGCAAAGCAGCAGAAGUGUUGCGCAUCCGCGGACUUUCGACACCGGCGAGUAUUUCCAUCCAAAAAGGCGCACGGAUCGUCCAAUAAGGGCUCCGCUCCUGUGGCCAAAGCGGAGAGCGUAGAGCAGGACAUCACCGCCAUCGUUAAGAUAUCUCUUUUGAAUGAUCAGUACAAGUACGACGAUGUAGAGUAUGAAGAUGAGGACGGAGACGUGGACGAGACUGUUGUUAGGAAAUGUAAAGAGUGGCUUAAAGGAGUCGAGAAUGCCGCUGCUUUGGGGAAAGUCGACAAACGUUCUGCACUUCCGCACCUUAAAGGAUGCUGA
This is a messenger RNA of Gymnodraco acuticeps, 768 nucleotides long. It is a transcript of the gene prr18, whose product is annotated as proline rich 18. Bases 1 to 768 code for a protein of 255 amino acids. NCBI's taxonomy places the organism in Eukaryota, Metazoa, Chordata, Actinopteri, Perciformes, Bathydraconidae. The record is from RefSeq and is a predicted model, not a curated record. The transcript has a single exon.